CGUCCCGACUGAACUGCAUCUCCCACUUCCAACAAUAUUACGGAGGCACAUGGGAUUGCAGUACUUCUUUUGAUCAGCAAUGACGAUGAGGGGGGUUUCCCUUUAAAUACUUCAACUCUGAGGAACUUUGUUAGUGGAACAUUGCAUCUCUGCAGGACGGGUGUCAGGUUACGGAGUUUAUUCGCUAUCUCCCUCUCAAAAGUUUACUGUUGUUCCAGCAGUACCUGUUUUACGAUGAAUUCAAAGGAAAAAGACCCAAGAAAAUGGGAGACUGGAGUUUUUUGGAAAAACUCCUUGAUGAAGUACAGGAACAUUCGACUGUGAUUGGCAAAAUCUGGCUCACCGUCCUCUUCAUCUUUCGGAUUCUGAUCCUGGGCACGGCCGCAGAAUACGUCUGGGGUGAUGAGCAGUCGGAUUUUAACUGCAACACGGGGCAGCCAGGUUGCGAGAAUGUCUGCUACGACAAAGCCUUUCCGAUCUCACACGUCCGCUACUGGGUGCUGCAGAUCCUCUUCGUGUCAACGCCUACGCUUAUCUACUUGGGCCACGUCCUGCACAUAUCAAGGAAAGAAGAGAAAUUCAAGCAGAGAGAAGAGGCGUUGAGGUCCCAGCCGACCAAGGACAGCCAAAUUGAACUCCUUGUCAAAGAGAUUGCAAUAAAGAAGCAAAAGUAUGGCAUUGAUGACUCGGGGAAAAUUAAAAUUAAGGGAGCACUAAUGCUCACCUACACACUAAGUAUUUUCUGCAAAAUGAUAUUUGAACUGAGCUUUUCCUUUGGCCAGUGGUACUUAUAUGGCUUUACAAUGCCAGCAAUUUAUGUCUGUCAAAGAAUACCCUGCCCACACAAAGUGGAUUGCUUUAUAUCUCGUCCUACGGAAAAGACUAUUUUCAUUUUAUUUAUGUAUGCAGUAUCUCUGAUAUCACUCGUGCUAAACCUUCUAGAAAUAUUCCAGCUCGUCGGCAAGUGUAUUAUUAAAAACAUUCAGGCCAAACCCCACAAGCGGAUCUAUCUAAAACCCUCUGACUUUCCAGGGACUCCCUAUAUGGAAAAGGAAUCGUUGCCAAUGGAGUACAUGUACACAACUGUGGAAGGGGCCCACGGGCAUUACCAAAGCUGCAACAAGUCUUCUUCUGAACAGAACUGGACGAACUACACUACAGAACAGAGACUGGCAGACCACAUGGUCAAUCCCAUGCCUUAUAACCUCUUGAGGGAUGUCCCUGAAAUGGUAGAACAAGCCUCAAUACAAAGGCCAAGACCUGUGAGUCCAGCCAGCAGUCAAAGCAGCAGAAGGAGGCAAGAUGACGUUGCAAUCUGAUUUGGGUGAACGUUACUUUUUGAAUGCCGGCUAUUUAAGAAUGGUUAUGCUGUACAAGUCUUUUUCAAGACUUUUAGUUAUAAGCGAUGGGCAAAAUUGAACAAGGAGGUCUACAUCCAAUGUGAACUUUAACGCAUGGAAUCAUUUAGGUACAGUGCUGUGAAGAAUGCAACUGUGCUAAAUUGAAGAUAAAGCACGUGUUUCAUAUUAAAUCAAUGAAUGGAGCUAUUAUUACACGUAAUUUAUUUCCAACUUACUGUGUCUCGCAGAUGAUCUGGGGAGGAAAUGUAUUCUUGGACUAAGUGCAGCAAAAACGAAUUUUGGUCGGUCAGAGCUAUUCACACGAUCCCACGGGCUUUAUUUAAUUAUAUGUCUAACCAAUAAGCAUUCCUGUACAGCAUGCCAGCAAUCUUUAAGGAAAGUUUUGUCGAGGAAUGUUGAUGUCUUAUUUAUUUGUUUUACCGAUCUUUGACACCUAUUUUGAAAAUAUUUUUCUCGACCUUCUGCUUGGGUAUCUCUCUUGUGACAUUUCCUAAUUGAGAUGCUGGGGUGUGUGAGAGACAACUGCUAACACGCCUUUGUCAAUGCUGGAAGGCAUACAGGAAUGCAUUUGGGUGAGUUGGGCUUCAAACUCCAAUUGGUAACAUUUUCACCCUCACCUUCCCUUGCCACUACAUUUUGACACUCACAAAGUAUUGACAGCCAAGUGCCCUUCACUCAGUUCAAGGGAAAAUCUUGCAUUCACCAUGAAUCAAUAAAAAACAAGAAACAGUUAAUGACAUAAAUACAGCAAGCUUGGUACGAAUAGAUUUAUUUAUUAGCGCUGGUAGAAUAAAGAAUGUUCUGGUGUUAGCGACACAGUAUUACAUGUCAUCCCACAUACAUUCUGUCAAGCCACAAGUGAGAUUUCAUCCAUUGACAAUGAGAACAUUUUGAGGUAUAACUAAGAUCUGAGAGGAAUCAGCAAGAAAUAUUGCAGCCUAAACACCGUAGAUACAAUUCUUGAUGUGUGCAAAGGAGAUUUUGAGGCAUUUUGCCAGCUUGUCGAACACAUACUGGUGACAUUUAUUUGGUGCCUAUGCUAGAUCCAUGUCCCUGCAGGCUCCAAACUGGUGCAGGAUUGUGAGCACUCUUUAUCAUUAAGAACCCAUUCUUCUGAAAGCUUUUUGAUUACUGAAUGGGUUCAUUGUACAGUAUUGUAAUUGAAUAUUCUUCAGCAGGGAGUGACAUCUUAAAGUAGUGUACAUAUAAUUCAUUGGCUAUGAUUUUACACUCUCAAGUAAUAAAUGAGAUAUAUUGGAAUCGGAGAUGCAGACUCUUCAUUUAAGAGAAAAUGGGAAUAUCAUGGAAAAUCAAUGAAUAUUUUGUGGUAAUUUCAAAAUGCAACAAAAAAUCUGCCUCUGGCCUCAAAUCCCCAAACGCUCAGCCUCAAUCUUAUGUAUUAUUUACCAAUUUAUGAAUAUGAUUAUUGUUCCUAAUCCUCAAUGCUUGUGCUUCCCUCAAUUCAAAAAUAGGUGCUCUUCCUCCUUUAUGUAUUGUACCACUGAGAGCAAAAUGCUUAAUUUUCUCUUCCACCUUCUCUCCUUUUGCAUCAAAACUUUACAUUUCUCACUUGUCUUCAUGUCUUCACUUCCUCCUCCGACUUGCUGAAUUUGUACCUUCAAGUGUGGGGUAUCUAUCACCAAGUUACUUCAAAUAUGCUCAGCACAGUGGCCUUUCAUGUGAGUUUCUCUAUAUUUAUAAACUUUUACUAAAUACCAAGAGAUUCUCCAUUUUGUAAAUCAAAACUGUGACCCCACAUAGCACGGAACAGAACUGAGAAAAAAAAAUUACCGCACAUUUUAAAAUAAAGUUACAAUUUAUUUGGAGAUUAAUUGGUUGUACAUCUUUUAUUAAAGCCUCAUGUGGGGCCUACAGUUAAAAUAUAUCACAAUACACAGAAUAGUUGCCUUUAUUUCAGCAAAUCGUUCUUCAUGUCACCUAAUGCCAAGAUAUUCAGCAAAAGAAUGAAAGACAAAUUGACAAGCAAUGCAAGAUAUCAAUGUCUGUGUGAAAACUGGUUCAUUGGUGGUGACUUGUACUAGAAAUUAAAAAGGCAGAUUCUGAGAUGAAAUAUUAUAUCCUGAAGUUACUUUCUUUGUACUUUUGGCACAAUUGCAGCCAUGUUACUGAAUUUUGAAUGGAGGAAACCCUUGACUAUCAAUUCUGUAAAUAAUAUUUUGAUUAAAUACCAUAUUAGUUGAAGUAUUAUGUAGAAUUUGAUUGUGUUUUAAUUCUUGAUGUCCUUUGAACUGCUGACCAAAAAUAAAACUUAAGAAGCAUAAGCAAUGA
Messenger RNA from Amblyraja radiata (thorny skate), 3650 nucleotides. Its product is annotated as gap junction alpha-4 protein. Gene Ontology annotation, cellular component: connexin complex. Gene Ontology annotation, molecular function: gap junction channel activity. The coding region runs from base 264 to 1319 and encodes 351 amino acids. NCBI's taxonomy places the organism in Eukaryota, Metazoa, Chordata, Chondrichthyes, Rajiformes, Rajidae. Gene Ontology annotation, biological process: cell-cell signaling. The record is from RefSeq and is a predicted model, not a curated record. The transcript is spliced from 3 exons.